CUCCAACACCCUGCACGACCAAACCUUUCCUUGCACGAGCCAUCCUCAGCUUCAGGACUGCGCGCAGAACAGGCUUCCUCGCAUCAUGCUGCUGGACCCGCCGACAUAUCUAGGAUCGCUGCAAAGCAACAUUCGCCAGCGCCCAAUUCCGUGGGAUGGCGCCGUACGCGCAGGCACCCUAACCGAAGAACAACUCGCCCGCAUCCGCGCCGUCGACAAGGUCAAGCGAGAUGUGCGCAAGCAGGCCAUUGAGGCCGACCUCAACGGCUACCGCAUUCUGUUUGUAGGGGCCGAAGGGCAGAAGAGCGUUCUGGAAUCUGCCCACAAGCGCCAGGAUGUCGUGCAGUACAUCCUCGUUCUCUUGAGCGAUCUGCUUGCCGAUAUUCCCGCGCUAGCCAAAGCCAUUAUUCAAACCGGCGACCCCUACCGCCAUUUCCUGCCUCUCCUCGCGCACUCCUCGAACCCCGAAAACCCAAUUCCCCUCCUCACAUCGACCGUGCUUGUCGGUCUCAUGGCUGGAUCCAGAGACGAGUCCCCCGCCACGGUAGACAAGGCGCUACCCGUCGUAUUCAGCUACCUCUCCUCUCUGACGAAGAACUCGGACGCUGGGCUCCAGGACAUCGGAGUGCAGGAGUACUCGUCUCUGCUCUACGGGCGGGCGCCGAGGCGACAGUUCUGGAAACAGAGAAGCGAUACAGUCACGCCCUUGAUUGAGAUACUUCGAGCCGCGGCUGGCGUCGGUAACAACGAUGCCUCAGCCAGUCUUUGGAGCGGCAUGACAGGGACAGCCAGGAGCGGUUUCGAGGGGUCCCUUGGUGGCGGUGUUGGCCUGCAGCUCCUAUACAGGGUGCUGCUGGUUAUGUGGCAGCUCAGUUUCGAGGCUGCGGACAUUGGCGACGAUCUCAACGAUGAAUACGACAUUGUCCUGCUCUACACGCAACUCCUCCGUCUCUCACCAAAGGAGAAGACGACUCGGCUACUCGUCUCCACCCUUCUCAACCUCCUCGUGCACAACCAAAACACCCUCCUCCCCACGGCCGUCCUUGCCCGGCUCCCGGGCCUGCUGCAGAACCUCCAGACGCGCCAGUUCGCCGACCCGGACCUCCGUGAGGACAUGGACCGGCUCCGCGAGCUGCUUGACGAGUACACAAAGACCAAGACGACGUUUGACGAGUACGUGGGCGAGCUCAACUCGGGCCACCUGCGGUGGUCGCCGCCGCACCGCAACGCGGCGUUCUGGGCCGAGAACGCGCGCCGGAUCCUCGACCACGACAACGGCGCGCUGGUCCGGCGGCUGGCCGACAUCAUGAAGAAGCCGUGGGACAGCGACAAGGCGGUGCUCGCUAUCGCCUGCAACGACGUCGGCUGCCUCGUCGGCGAGGUGCCCGAGAAGCGCGGCCAGCUCGAGCGGCUAGGGCUCAAGACGCGCAUUAUGGAGCUCAUGGGCGAGGCCGACGAGAAUGUGAGGUGGGAGAGUCUGCGGGCGCUGGGUGGGUGGUUGCAGUAUAGCUUUGAAUCGAAGUGAGGGAGUUCAUGUCUGUUUCUUCUCUAUGUUCUCCGGGUUUUUUUUGGCAUCCCUGUUUCGGAUUUCGGCGAAGGCAUGUUUUUAAGAUGACUGGCAUUCCGGAAUGGCAACGUUAGACUGGUUCGAGUUCUGUCGA
Messenger RNA from Parathielavia appendiculata, 1661 nucleotides. RefSeq names its product ARM repeat-containing protein. Gene Ontology annotation, molecular function: proton-transporting ATPase activity, rotational mechanism. The record is from RefSeq and is a predicted model, not a curated record. Gene Ontology annotation, biological process: proton transmembrane transport. Gene Ontology annotation, cellular component: fungal-type vacuole membrane; vacuolar proton-transporting V-type ATPase, V1 domain. The transcript is spliced from 3 exons. NCBI's taxonomy places the organism in Eukaryota, Fungi, Ascomycota, Sordariomycetes, Sordariales, Chaetomiaceae. The coding region runs from base 86 to 1525 and encodes 479 amino acids.